CGCUCUGCCGGGCGCCGCCGGAUGCCGUCACCGCCGCCCGCCCCUCCCGUCCCGUGCUGCAUCGCCGGGUCCUGCACGGACCCCCGGCAACCCCUCCGCGCCGCCCGCCAGGGGCACCGCCAGUAUCGGGGCCGUUCCCCGUCGCCAGUACUGGGCACGGCCCGGUGCUCUGCACGGCCUCUCCUGCAGCCGAGCAUGGGGCUGUCCUUGCCACCCCGGGGUACCCUGUGCCAGCCCAGGCAGAAAAGGCGGAUCUGCGCUGUGAGAGCCGUGAAACCCCCAUGGGCCCGCGGCAGUGACCGGGGCUGUAAGGGUGCCUGCAGUGAAGAGCACGCAGAAGAUGCCCAGUCUCCCACCUGCUGCAGCAAGUGGUGCGCUAUGCUGUGACACGGGGCUGGCAGGAUGUGAGCCUCGCCAGAUUAGCCUGUUCCAGCCGUGGCAGACCCCAAAGCAGAGAGUUCCCCAACCAGGCUGCGGGAAUCGCACUUCCCAUUAAGUCCGUAUUGUGGGGCUGCAACGCCAGGUCGGUGUGCAGCAGCCUGACGGAGAAACUGUCUGGUAAGGAAUAACACAGGAAAAUCUAUUAGCCCUGUUUCAAGAGAGAGACUUCCACCAAGGAGAAAAGGUGAGAAGUGAAACACAGCUUCAGUCAUUUGUAAAGAACAGCCCGCUGUGGGCAUGGGACCAUGUCAUUAGCAACACAAAUUCAGCAGAACCCAAAGUGACCUGAACCCAAACUGACCUGAAUCCUCCACACCUGCGAUGAGUCUGGCAGCCCGGGGCAGGAGCAGGUCCUAGUGCUUUUUACAGAGAAAAGGAAGUCACUCAGAUACCAUGAUCGAGAUUGUGAAGCAUUAGCAAUCACACAGGAAACAGUCACCUUGGUAACCGAGAUGCUGAGAACAGCCCAGAAAAUCUAGCACAGGGCAGGCUGCUGUGCUAAACUGGGUUAGUUCUGCAGGGCAGCACGCUGGCCGCAGGCUGGGCCGACCAUGGCAGCCAGCCCCAAGUGCUGCACCACAGACCACCAGCCACAGGAGCUGUGUGCCCCAGGCCCACCUUCAGGGCCACAGUCCUGCCAGCAGGAGAAAGCACCCACCAGACAGGCAGCACUCACCCCAGUGUCACUGCAGCAUGCUCAGGAGUCACCUCUGUAGCUGCCAAGCCCAGGCCUGCCCUUGGGGGCACAGGGAGCCAGCUGUGCCCCUUGGGGUUAUAUGGAGGAUGCAUGGACAGGGGCAGGUCCAGAGCUGGAGUCUGGACCAGUGGUGGGAGGGAGGAUGGGACGCGGGCUGCCUGCCCCACCCAUGAACCUUAUCUCUGGAUGCCUCCUUUGGGCGCUGGCAGCCGUGUCUGGGCAGGUGAGGAGCUGCUGCACAGCCCUGCGACAUGCGGUGCUGAGAGGAGCUGACAAAGGGCCCUUGUCACCACGGGCUUAUCGCGGUGCUGCGGGGCAGGCAGGCAGGAAGCACCGCGCUCUUACGCAAACCACUGGCCUGGGACCCGCGCUGACCCCACAGCCCUGCCAAAGAAAAUGCCUGGGUCGGGAAGCACCUGGCUGCAGGUGGCACAACGCCAUGGAUGGGGAGGAGACCCUCUGUCCCAGCAGCCCCGGGGCCCAGCUGCAGACGGAGCAGAGAGGGGCCACUAGCAUGGAUCUGAGCGGCCACUGUGCCCCACUCGCCUCACAGGGUUACUGGGCACCCCUCCCUACCCCCCGCCACGGUGCAGGGAGGGGGUGAAACAAACUGCCACACAUCUGCCAGGAUCACAAACCCUCCUCUCAGACUUGGGGCCCAUGGCUCAGAGGCACCAGUGCAGCCCAGGAGACAGCAGGAGCAGCUGCUCCAUGCGGCAGUGCCCAGCAAACUGGCAGCACUACUGCCAGGCAGUCAUACUGUCCCAUCCUGCGAGGUCUGCCCUGCCAGGAUCCCCUGGGGUUCUCACUACGGCCCGCUCUGCCUCCUGUGCCAGCAGAGGUGAGCCCACAGUCCCUCUGCUGUGCUGUCCAGCCUUCUCCCUGCACACAUCCUCACACUCUCCCAAAGCUAAGGCUGCAGUCCCUUUCCCUGGAGUCUCUCCAGUCCAUCCAGUCUCCACAAUGGAUACUACCAGCAGGCCCUUUGGUGCCCAGGGAGCUGGGACUGCCGUGGCCCAGGCAGGAUCUGUGCUCCACAGGGUCCAGCUGGCUCCAGCAGCUCUAUUAAUCUCUGACUCCCAGACACAACAUCUCACUGUAGCCACAUGCAGGGACUCAGGCCCAGCCCAAACACCCUGACCUUGUCCUGCAGCACAGCUGCAGACACAAACAGCAGCUGCUCAAGGUGGGUAACUAUCUGCCUUAGGCUUUGUCAGCAGCAGUCAUAAUGCUGCCAAGGUAUCAAUCCACAGCCUAAUCUGGCUCUGCCCCUGCUCUGGGCUGUGGGACAUGCCCUUCCAUCACCUGUCCUGUGACAGCACCUUGUCAUCACCUGCUGUACAGGUGCAGGGAUGCCCUUACCCAGCCUAAGUCCAUAAGUUGCCUGUGGCAUUUGGGGCGUUCCACACAAGUGACACGUGCAGGAACAUCAGGCUGGGAGCCCACCUGCAGCCCAGCAGUAGGAAUGCCACGUGCCCAUGGGCUUUGGUGGGCUGGGGAGGGGGUGCUCACAAGCAUGGACACACAAACCCAGCCCAAAGACCAGCAGGUGUGGCUGGCACAGCACUGAGGGGCAAACUGGCCCAUGCUCCAGGCUCACCCAUGGAACAGCUGCCAGCCUUCCAUGGCCUCACACCACCCCAGGAAUGGGGGGCUCAGCCCCGUGAAGUGCCUCUCACCCUGCUGCUGCCCAGCUGCCAACUGCCAAGCACUGCAGGGCCAAGAUGUCAGCAGCCACUGCACUGGGGAAAGGGAACAUGGGGCAAAGAGACUUCACAGUGAAGGGCGUCUUCCUGCCAUGGCCUACAGCACCUGCAGCCACAGAACUGAGCCAGGCUUGAAGGCAUUUCCCUGUUUGUCCAGGUCUUUAGUUUGGCUUCACCUGAAUGGAACAGUGUCUGCUUUGUGUGCAAUCCUCAAGCUUCCUCUUAGCUGUGGCCAACUGUUCCUCCAAGUCCUGUUAAAGCUUAUUCUUUGCCACGUGGCACAGGACUCACCAGGUGGGAACACACUGUGACAACCCUCAACAAUAACAACAUAAACACAGAGUGGGUGCUCUGGUUGUCACCUGGGUGCAAAGGCCAGCAAACCAACGAGCACACAGAUCCACUCUUGCUCGUUCCUGGCAGAGGCUGUACGUGCUGUAGGAUAUAAAGGCACCAAUGCCUCAGUUGCUCAGGCAAACCACCAGCUUCAGGGCAUCAUUUCUGCCUGCAGCAGAAACGGGUCUGUAUGGAGGCACUGCAGGGACACCCUUUCCUAGAACGAGAGCAGGGACUGUCAGGAUGCCAGGUGCAGGCCACCAGUGCUGCAAGGGACUGGGCCCACCUGCCCCCAUGCCUGGGGCAGCCUGCAGCCCAGCCUGAUCAUGGGCAUCCAACUGGAUCUGCCCAGCCCAGGCAUUUCUAUAGGCCAAGGAGUCCUACAGGAGAGAGCCUGCCUCCGUGGUGGCCUUGGAACCUUCUGCAGACCAGGGUGGUACUGCUGCCAAAAAUUGGGCCUGCUCUAUCCUAGACUGGCUGCAGGAGAUGCUGUGAGGGACAUAUCCCAGCCCAGACCAAGGACACCAAAACAGAAACACUUCCCUGCACUCCCUCACAGAUUGUGCUCCACUGCUGACGCACCAAUUGGAAAAGCACAUGUGCCCUGGCCUUUCCUGGCUGCCAGAGCUGGCCUCACCCCACAGGGCCUCUGCCACACAAGCACGAGAGUACCUGCUCUGCUACUGCCAGUGAACUCUUAAAGCAUGGCUCUGCCCCACUGCUUCCUAAAUUUCCCUGCCAGCAAGCAGAUUUCAUGGAAGAUAAGAGGGUUUCCUCUUCCUUUCUUCGUAGAAGCCAGCAGAAGGAUGCGCGCAUAGGGACAUCCCGCACCAGCCACUCGCCCGACGCCGUGAAACCUCGCGCUCCUCGGAAGCUGAGACAUGCUGACACAGGCAGCACCUGGCUGCUUACGGAAAGCCCCCAAGAGGCAGCCGUGGCCCCAGCCUUUCCCCACUUUACCACACGCAGGCCAGCGGGACUCCCGGGAGCCCCCCGCCUUGCCGUGCAGAUCGGCGGGGGCCCUGCCCCAGCGGCAGGAGCCGCGCCUCCCGGCGCUGGCCAGGCCGAGGGCUCCGGGGGCCCGCGGCGGGGCAGGAGCUGUGUGUCCUUGCUGCCCGGGCGGCGGCAGCUGGGCAGCACCGUGGGGCUUGCUGGAGCUGGCUGGCGGCGGGCAGAGCAGGGAGACUGGGGCCACGGCUGGCUCCGGCUGUCGGCAGCAAGGGCGGAGCCCUGCUCUGCCGCGCUGCUGGGAGGAACUGCGCGGCUUCAGCAGCAGCCGCGGCCGCCGAGCCCCCGCGGCCGCCGAGCCCCCGCGGCCGCCGAGGCCCCGCUCUGCCCCGAGCAGCCGCGCUGGCAGCGGGCGCAGCACGCACACACCGGCCGCACGGCGCACCAAAGUGAGCAGCGGUUUUCUCAGGCUGUGCGGGGGCAGUUCGGCACAGGAGUUUGCCAGACGCAGGACGUGCCCCCGGCUCAGCGAGUUACGGUGACCCGGGGCGCGCGGUGCUGGCAGCGGCCGGCUCAGCUGCAGCCCCGCACGGAACAGUGCGCGCAGAGGGCGGGCGAAGCAGGGUCCCAGCGCCCUUUAGACACGGCCGGCGGCGCCAGGCGAGUCGCCCCCGGGCGAGCAGCAGAGCCCUGUCGCGGCGCUGCCCGGUGCCCCCGCCGUGGGAUGGCCGCUCGGCCGGUGCCUCGCCCUGACGCCCCGUCGGGGGGAAACCCGCAUCGUGCGGGAGGGAACGGAACCUCUCCCGGCCGAAGGCGGAUGGCGAAACGAUCGGGGACUCCCCCUGCCACCCAGCCGCAGGGCUCGGCGCGGGGUGCGCCGGGCCGAAACGCAGGCACGGGAGAAGGGCCCGAGCCCCGGUCCCCGUCCCCUCGGCAGCGACCCGGGGCCGCGCGUCACUUCCGGCCCCAGCACGGUCCCCGUCCCGGCGGAAGCGGCGGAGGUUCCGGUUCCGGGUGA
This is a messenger RNA of Pyrgilauda ruficollis (rufous-necked snowfinch), 5146 nucleotides long. RefSeq names its product translation initiation factor IF-2-like. Bases 3935 to 5146 code for a protein of 403 amino acids. The transcript has 2 exons. The record is from RefSeq and is a predicted model, not a curated record. NCBI's taxonomy places the organism in Eukaryota, Metazoa, Chordata, Aves, Passeriformes, Passeridae.